AAAGAAAAGGGACAGUGGGCUCUGUAUCUGGAUUUAAUGCUCACCUUGAUUUUUAUGUAGUUCUGCAAAGUCCUCCCCGCAUUGGAGAGAUUGUGAAUUUGCCUGAGGGUGCAUUGUUACUGUGCCAUUUCUGACUUAAUUCAUUACAAUAAUUGCUGCCAACAAAAGGCUUUCCUCCAGGAGCAUGGGCAGUGUUUGUUCUUAACCCGUGGUUCAGUAGUUUCAUUUGAGGUAAUGGAAGGUUGGAAAUCUGUUUCAGUGUCUACAAAUUCAAUAAAAAUCAGUGCCUGGGAGGAGGUACUGCUGUCUUGUGUCCUGACUGAGAGGACUUCACAGUGUCUUCCCAUUCUUUGUUGGUGAAACAUGCAAUGGUGGAAGAUCAAAAACGUAACUGCAGGAAAAGCUUUCCUGAGAACAUCCUCGUUGGUAGACCUCAGCUCAUUCAGUGGGAGGAAGAAUUUGAUGAUGGAGAAAAUGCUAAUCAUGUAUGAGUCUACAAGAUGUCAUGGAUCCUCAGAGGGAAGGAUGACAUCUCUUUGAAGUUCUUAUGUCUGGAAAACAGGCGUGCUGGUUUUUUCAGGGACGCUUUCCACACGAAUCUGGAAGGCAUGUGCUUCCAAACUUUAGUUCCUGUCCCACUCAAGACUUUUCUUUGGAAGUUGCCAAAGUGCAGGAGUUCUGUGAAAGAGGAUAUUCUUAAUACAAGAAAUAUUUCUUCUGCAAGUGAGAAUGAAACACUGAGUAGAUCCCAAAAUUUGACAGACAGCUUGCAGAGUUUAAGCUCAGCAAGAAAGGAGGCCAAAAUCAAUUCAGUGACUGCAGGAAAGCCACCUACAGCAAACGGUGACUCUUUGUCACCUGUUGUCCCUGCUAGUCCAGUAUCACAGGUGGAUGUUGAUGCUUCUGAAGAUACUAAAAUUGAGGAAGAAGAUCUUCUAACAGAUUUGAAAGACACACUAAAUAGUUCCCCACCCAUCAUCAAAGAAACUAUGGAGUCAGAUGGAGAUGACUAUGCUUAUGAAAUGACACCAAAUUCCAGAUACAAUCCAGACCUUCUAGAGAUUUCAGAAGAUGACAACUCUGACACCAUCAGCAAUUACAAUGAGGAGAUCAAGACCCUUGAUGAGAAGAUAAAAGCUGUUUCUGUCUCAGGGUUGGAUGAAGAAGAAGACAGCCAUUUCUUUUUUCAUCUGGUGGUAGUUGCCUUCUUAGUAGCUGUUGUUUAUGUCACCUAUCACAAUAAGAGGAAGAUCUUCUUACUGGUGCAGAGCCGAAGAUGGAGGGAUGGCCUGUGCUCCAGGACAGUGGAGUACCAUCGCCUGGAUCAGAACGUCAACGAAGCGAUGCCUUCCCUGAAAAUAACCAAUGACUAUGUGUUCUGAAAGCACUGUGACUCGAGUUUGCUGAACUGAUCACUCUCUGCCUGCCCAGUCAUGUAAUGAUAUUCAGGUAUUCUAAAUAAGCUGCUUGUACAGAAAUGAGAUGUACUCUCUUUGACCUGGAUGUUUUGGAGAUUAAAUCUCAUGGAAGAUCAAGGGCAUGAUCCAUCUGUUUGCUACUUUGGUCGGGUUUUAUAGCAACUGUGAAGAUUGAGAAUUUAAUAAAUUAGUGCUCUUUCCAUUCAUUAAGCAUCAUUUUCUUCUGUCUGGAGCAGUCUUAAUAGUCAUACUGCAAAAAAUAAGGAUAAAAUACUUUAGGUCUAAUAAAUUAAUGACUUUGGCAUCACUAAAUCAAAUUAAUGAUCUCUUUGCUAAUCACUUACAUGGCUCAUAAAUUCCACUAUAUUGCAAACUUAAAAUAUAUUUUUUUCUGUGCUUAAAUUCUGAUGCUGCAAGUCUUUCAUCUCAUUUUUUCUGAUUCUGUUUUCUUGUUGCAUAAUUUGAUCCUAUUUUGGCAAAAUAGCUAGAAUGGCAAUUUAAUAAUUUAUAUAUGUGUUCAUGCCAUAAAUAAUUUUAUAACAAUUAUGUAUAACCCAUUUUAUUUCACAAGUUCUGUACCAUAUAUUUCCUAAAAUGUUUAAGGUGUUUGUGAAGGUAUGCAGCUUUUCUUGACUCUCCUUUUUUUUCUCUGAUGCUAUUUAUGACUUCAUUGUCUUUGUAAUUAAUGAGUGGAAAACAAGCCUUGUUGAAUAAUUUUACUAAAAUGUAGAUAGCUGACAGGCUUUCAAUACAUCAAAGCUUUCUGUUGAAUUUUUAGACAGUUGGGAAAUGGCUAUGUGAUUUGUUAUAUUAUAAAUGGGAGAAACUGUAAGAGUAAUUUAUUUGGUUCUUUUUCUGACCCAGGUAACAGACAGGUGAAAGUAAGUGCCAGUCUGUGGACAGUGCACUCUCAUUUUUGACAAACAUUUAUGCAUUAGUGUAAAUCAAGUUACUGCUACAGUAGUUUUUUUGUUUUUUUUUUUUUUUAAUUUUGUCUUUUGUACUUCCAUUAUUUAUGUUUUCAUGAGUUGUAAAAUAUAAAAUUUUAGUUUUCUGUACAUUCUGUUUGUGAUUUAGUUUUCAGACUGAUAUGUUUGUAAAUAAUGGUGAAUCAGAACCCCAUAAUUAAUAACUUGGUAUUCAAGUAGUUAUGUAACAUUUGGAAACAAAUAAAUGUCACGCCUGUUGGCAUGAGGAGUCUGAAGGCAUGGUACUCUUUAGGAAUGAAAUGCUAGAAGUUCUAUAUCCUACAGUUAAAUGCAUUCUUUUCAUAAACACAGAAAGUAAAGCACAAACAAAAUAUCCCAAAACUCUUUUCUUGCAGUAAUUUUUAUUGUAUUUGGACUUGUAUCACUUAAUAUUUUGAAUAAGGUUUUUCAAAUAAAUGACAAUAAUAAGCCUGUG
Messenger RNA from Agelaius phoeniceus (red-winged blackbird), 2822 nucleotides. Lineage: Eukaryota; Metazoa; Chordata; Aves; Passeriformes; Icteridae. The record is from RefSeq and is a predicted model, not a curated record.